GCAGAUAGGGUGUCUGUUUCCCGCUGCCUGACACACGCCACACGAAGGGUGCAGUACUCGAGCAGACCAUUCUAAGGCUUCAAGCACUUUAAUAGUAUCAAGGUUAUGGAUGGGAACGAGCCCGGAGCCCGCUGUGGGCGCCCGGGUCUGGACAAGACUUGAACACCGCCCUGCGCUCUUAGGCUGCGGGCAUGUCUCUGAUGCUACAAUCCUUUGAAGCCCCAUCACGAGAGGACAAUGCCCAGGAACGGGCAGCAGGAACUCCAAGCCAGGACAUGACGAUACCGGGCGCUAACGUGGGGCUCGGCGUCCACGUCUCCGACGGAGAGGAGUCAGUUUUCCUAAGCUCUUCCGUCGAGUCGUCUGGAGAAGGCUGGGAUGAGCCAGGGCCCGGUGCGGAGCUCGUGGUUUCCGGUGUUUCGGCCGUCGGCAGCACCGCUUCCGUGCCAGAGCCCCUUGUGCAAGGCACCGCACUUGCCGGAGCCGGAAACACUGCGCCAUUCAACUCCAGUGGUUUCCUCCAGAGUCCUCUGACCACUCUGCGCACCGCCGCAGCGGGGUCGCAGCGGGCGUUGGCAGGCCGCUCCAGCACCACCGGCCCCGCCAGCGGCCGCGCGCUGGGCACCCCACCUGGCGCCCUGUCACACCACAGCCUUCCAGCCAACACCACCACCGCCGGCGCUGGCGGCUCGCCCGCCCCCGCCCCCGCCCCCGCCCCCGCCCGCGCCGCCGCCGCCUCGCUGCGGCCGCGCGCGCCGCUGCUGUGGCGCCUGUUCCCGCGCUGCAUCCGCGCCGGCCGCCAGGAGUGCUGCAUAGCGGCGGAGGUGACGCUGCCUGUCGCGCCGUCCGACUGCUCCGUCACCGCUGUGCGGGAUGGCCGGCCGCUGGCGGUGCGCCUGGAGUUCCUGACCGACCGGCAGGCGGUGGGCGACGAGGGCGGGGACCAGGAGGGCGCGGACCUGAGUGGAGGAGGUGGUGGCGGCGCGGCGCUCCGGCGCCGGCGCGCCGCGCGCGACGUGCUGCGCAUGCUGCGGCCGCAGCAGCCCGACAGCGAGCUGGUUCUGAUUUGGCUGGUGCCGGGCGAGGCCGCGGGCAUGGUGCUGAUCGAGCUGCACGCCCGCAUACACGACGUCAUGGCCGGCCGCGGCGCCGGGGCGGCGGCGGCGACAGGAGCAGAAGCAGGAGCAGGAGUGGCAGGUGGAGCCGGCGCUGGCACCAGCCGCUUCGCUGGUGCAGGCGGGCAGGCACGUGAGGAUGACGGCGAGGGCUCAGGUGUGGCGAACGGGCCGCUCCACCCCGCCUCCACCGGCUGGCUUCGGACGGCCUGGCGCAGCGGUGCCAUGCCGGGGCAGACGAGGCCGGGCUCGCUCUCCGCUUCUGCGGCGGCCGGCGGUGUCGGUGGCGUCGGCGUCAGCGGCGGUGGGGUGGUGGGAGUGGAUGACACGGUGCAGCUCGGGGCGCCGAUGGCGCUGUCGGCCGGUGCCAUGGAGGUGGGGCUGUACGCGGCGGCGGGCCGGCGCAGGGCAGGAGCCACGGGGCUGCAGCCGCGGGCGGCGGGCGGCGCCGCGGCGGGUGUGCACAGCAGCACCGAGCGGUUGGCCCGGCUGGAUGGCGGCGGCAGCGGCAGCGGCGGAACCGGCAGCGCGGGCACGACGUCGACGGGCUCUGGCGGCAGCGACAGGCGGCGCGCGCAGUCGUCGUAUUCGACCUGCAGCAGUGGCGCGCUGACGCUGGUGGUGGUGCCUGACGCCGGCAUGGAGGCAGAGGUGUGCGGCCUGCUGUCGCAACAGUACCAGCAGACACCGCUGCCCGUGUGCGGCGGCGCAGCGGCCGGCAUCGCCACCGGCCCCGGUGCGGCGGAGCCAGAGGCGACGGCGGCGGCGUCUGGUGCCGCUGCUGGCGGCGGCGCCAAUGCUGCCGGCGGUGUUAUGGUGGGCGGUAUGCUUCCAGGUGACUGCGGCGUUGAUGAAGACGACGACGAUGCACGCGCCAGGGAGCGCUUCCUGUGGGACCUGGGAGCCUGGCUCGAGUUUUCGAAUGAGCAGGCCGCGCUGCGCCGGCACGCCGCCGCGGAGGCGGCGGAGGCCGCCGCCAUGGCUGCAGCCAUGCGCGAGGCGACCAGCGGUAGUCGCGGCAUCCCCACCUACACGCCCCUGCUUCGACCCAGCGCCGACGGUAUCGUCGACUACUUCGCAUCGCCGCUGGCUGAGGGCGGCGGCAACGCCUCCGCCGCCUCCGCCGCUGCCUCCGUCGCCGCGCCGGGCGUUGAGGCUGCGGCGGCGGCUCGCAACAUGACUCCGGGCAUGCAGGGUUCGCUGCCGCGCACGGCGCUGGAGCUGCUGGGGUUCGCGUGCAGCCGGGGCUGGGCGGCGGUGUCGACCCACAUCGUGCUGGGGCUGAUGGACAUGGGGCUGAGCAUGACCGCCAUCAAUGCGGCGGUGCAGGCCGCGCACGGCUGGUCCGCCCUCCACCUGGCGGCCGCCAGCGGCAGUCCCGAGCUGAUGGGCAUGAUGGCGCUGUGGAGGAGCUACGGAGCAGGGGCGGCGGCGGGGGCCGCGGGGGCAGGGGCGGCGGGAGCGGGGACAGCGGCAGGGGAGAUCGUGGGCGCUGACGAGGGCGAACUCCGAGACACGGCUGCUGCUGCGGCUGCGGCGGGUGGCGGCGGCAGCGCGCGGCGGCGAGGGGGCGAUGUGGCGGAGGAGUGGCGCGCGAUGGUGGCGGCGCCUGGCCCCGGCGGCCUGACGCCGCUGCACCUGGCGGCGGUGCUGCCCGCCCCCGCCGCCGCCGCACUGGACUUGCUGUCGGGUCUGGCGGCGGAGGCGCUGCCGGCCUGGUUCAGCGUGGCGGCACGCGACGGCUGCACGCCCGCCCACUACGCCAGCCGCGCCGGCAACAGCCACCUGAACGACCACGCGCUGCUGUGCCUGGCGCUGGGGCUGGGCACCGCGGCGCUGGAUGUGGAGCUGGGCGCAGCGGCGGGCGGGGCAGGACGUGGAACAGAGGGAGCGGGAGUGGGAGCUGGCGGUCAGGGGCAGUGGGGCACGUCUUCGGUGAUGCAGGAGGUUCUGCCCUACUACCCCGACCUGCAGGCUGACAUGGCCGCGCCCUCGCUCACACACACCGACUCAAUCGAGCUCUGGACGGAACCCGCUGGCAGCACCAGCGGCGGCGGAGCGGGAGUCGGUGGCGGCGGAGCCGCCGCCGCGGCAGGCGUUGACAACGUCAGCAGCGGCGGCGGUGGGAGCGACGGCGGCACUUACAAUGACCUUCAGGCGGCGGCGGCGGCCUUUGCCGCGAUGCGCAACGGCAGUGCUGCGGGCAGUGGGGUGGUUCGGGCUCCAGUCUCCGGCACCCCCGCGGCCGGCAGUAAUGAUUCAAUUGCGGCGGCGCAGAUAGGGCCGGGGCCGGUCCUGAUUACCAGCCCGGGCACCAGCGGCGGCGGCGGUGGCGGCCACAGUGACGGCGGCGGCAGUGGCAGCGGCCAGGCGCAGCUGUUGUCCAGCGCCAUGCGAGCCGCCGCGCAGCGCUGGGCCACCGCCGCCGCCGCGGCCGCCGCCGCCAGCGCCACCCGCGGCGUCAACACCCGGAGGCCGCCGAGCACCGGUCAUCUCAGGGUCACAGGUGACGGCGAUAGCAGCCGCAGCGGCAGUCGCUCCGCCGUCGCAGAGGCGACCCUGCUGCUACCGCCGCCGCCGCAGCCAUUGCUACCACACCUGCCGCCGCCGCUGCCACCACCGCCACCACCACCACCACCACCCCAACAGCAACAUGAGCAGCCGCAACGGGUUAGCUCAAAUAAUGGCGACGACGCCGGAUCCGACUCUAGUUCACGAACGCUCGAGACAAGCCUCAGCUUUAACCGGGAUGACACCGACGCUGACGGCGACGCCGGGGCCUCGCACGCCGCGCGGCGGAGCGACCAGCAGCCGCAGCCGCAGGACCCACCGCCGGGGCACCGGCGGGUGCUGGCGUCCCUUGUCGCAGGGGCCGCCGCGGCAGGAUCGGCCGCUGCAGGGCCCCGGGCGGCUGGGGCUGAGGAUGCGGACUUUGGCUUUGGUGUGAGGAAUCGGCGUCGUGGGGACCAGGAGGAGCGUCUGGCCAACUUGAGGACGGCGUGGAACUGGCGUGGCGAGCGGUCACUGGCGACGGCUGCGGCGUUUGGGGCGCCUCCGGUAACAGGCAGCGCAUCCACGCCUGCUGCCCCUGGCGCCGCGACGGGUGUCGGCGCGGCGUCGCCUGUUCCUGGCGUCGCCGGCGCUGAUGGCUACAUGACAUACACGACGGCGGCGGCUGCCGCCGCCAGCACCGCAUUCACGGCAGCGGGCGCGGCGGCGGCGGAGAGCGAGUCGUGGUGGUCUGAGCCCUGGGGCAGCAACGCCCGGCGCACCUGGCCCGACCCCAACACGAUCAUCUCGGGCCUGCUGGAGCGUGUGUCGCCGGUAGCCUCGGCCCACGGGUCUUUCAGCCCUGCCACCAGCCCCUGGCGCUCCCCCAGCACCACCCCCGUGCCAAGCAACAGCGCCAACAACACCUCGGCACCGGCGGCGGGCCUGGGGGGCCACACCAGAGGUCUGGCCGCCGCCGCCGCGGCAGCGGCGCAGCCGGCGUGGUCGCCGAGGAUGGCGGCGGCGGCGGCGGCGGCGGCUCCGCCGCCGCCGCUGUUCUCGCCACCGCACUCGGCGCAGGGCGGCGUGUCAUCGGUGCUGUGGGCGGCUCUGGCGGCGGGCAUGGACGAGGGCGCGGUGGCGGAGGCCGCUGCCGCGGCGGCGGCGGCGAUGGCUGCUGGCGGCGCUGCCGCAAUCGCCGCCGCCACGGGCGUACCGCUGGGACGGCUAUCAGGCGGCGGCAGCGGCCCGAGUUGGGGCUCUGUGGAUGUCUCGGCGUCGCCGCGGCCGGUGACUCUGCCGCCGGUGCUGCGGCUGUGCUCGCCCACCCACACGCCCUCAGCCUCGCGAUCCAAUGUGCUACAGCCAGGGCCGCCGCUGCAUGCGUCGCCGGGCCAUCACGGCCGUGGCAGCCAGGGCAGCAACCGCCACGUGGACGCGGCGGUGGAUGCGCUCUGCGCGUCGUCGCUCGUGUCCGCGGCGGCGUCGGCCGCCGCCGCGGCCGCCGCCAGGUCGGGCGCUGGCGGCAGCCUGCCGGCGCGGCGGGGUGUGCGGCGGGCGAUCAGCACCGCCGCUGCCAUCGCUGGCGGCGGCGGCGGCGGCGGUACGGCUCAGAGCGCAGGCGCAGGCAGUGUAGAAAGCGGCCUGCCCGUGGUGUGGGACGGCGUGGUUCCGGGGUCGGGCGCGGCCUGCAGCCUCAGCGGCAGCAGGCGAGGCAGCAGCGUGCCAGGCAGCCACGAAGCAUUGAGCGGCAGCGGAGGCGCACUGGCGGAGGCGCCGCCGCGCGUCGCAGGCAGUGCGGCCAGCAGCUGCAGCGCCCCGUCAGCGGCGUCGGCGGCAUCCGGUGGCGACAGCGCGCCGCCGGCUCGGCUGCUGGGGGCGGCGCCGCCGGCCGCCUUGAUGUCGGAAGUGGCGGCGCAGCGGCUGGCGGACAUUCUGGCCCACGUGCAGCUGCAUGAGCGGCAGCGGCUGGUGACGGGCGGGCCGGCCACGGUUGGCGCCGGGGCGGCGGCUGUGACUGGGGUGGCGGGGCCGGCUCAGCUGCACGACCAGCCGUCGGGGCCUCGACCGCUGUCACAGCCGCCGCCGCCGCCGCCGCCACAACAACCUUUAGAGCCGGAUCAGGCGCAGGCCCAGGCAAGGCACGCGCCGCCGCCGCUGGCACCUGGUGCUACUGAUACUGCCACUGCGGCCGCGGCUGCUACAGCCGUCACAGCGGCUGUAUGUCUAGGGGCAGAUGUUCACGCGCCGCCGGGUGCAGGUGGUGAGCAUGAAGAGGCGGCUUCGGACGCAGUGGCGGCUGCAGCCACACCCGUGGUGGCGGCGCCGCAGCUGCAGCACCUGGCUCUUCGAGGCGUCAUGACGGGCGUAGCACCAGGCGCAGCGGCUUGGACGGCGGCGGCGGUGGUCGUGGCGGCGAUGCUGCUGCCACAGCUGCAGGCUUUGGCGUCAGAUGUCCUGCCGCGGCUGCUAGGCAGCGGAGGCGCAACCACCGCCCUGGUUGCGCUCAUGGCGCUGGUCGCGGCUCGCCUCAUGCCGCGGCGGCUGGGGGCAGCACGCGAGGUGCCGAACUGACAACCCUAAUAUUCAGAUGGGAGCGGCGGGGGCCGCCUUUAGAACGCAUAUGGGCUUUGCGCAGAACACUGAACUGCAUUGAAGCGGCUGGACAGGACGGCCGGGCAGCAUGGCUGCGCCGUCGCUAAGCGAGUGCUGCUAAAUGGGUGGGCCGAACAAAUAAAGGGCGUGGUUAUGCGGGCGUGGCCGUGUCAAGGCCUGCGCGGGAUUGGUCCUGGGCUGCCGGGGCGUUCGGAAUGCGCCGAUGGCCAUUGCCGUCUGCGUUGCGGGUGGAAUAAGUGUUCUAAGCCACAGGGAAUGGAACGGGUCCUUGUGCGAGUGUGAAUGUGUGUGGGCAUGGCAGGGAUACUGAGAACUUGUUGCUUAGCGACCGUGCUGGGCUGCCCAGAUACAGUUAUUGCUGUUCUUUGUAGCCCACGAUCAAGCGGUGCUCCUUGCACACAGCAGCCACCUGUAGGUGUGGGCAGCGACUUGAAAUGCAAACACUGUCAUGACAGCGCAAUGCUCGGAAUUAACGUGGAGUGAAGAAUGUGAAUCGGGAGCGGAAUUGUUUGUUCGGACGGCCGUGUUGCGGCCGAGUGAUUGGGCUGAAACGCUGAAUGUGCGUGGUGAAAGGCUGCCGGCAGACUGACAAGGGUGGCGUGCUGGUCACAGGUUGCUUUGCUGCAUUGACGAACCCUAAACGAUGUGGUGGGUGGAGAACCCAUUUUCUUGGGGGCAGUGGGCAGCUGAUGCGGCUGACAGCAACAGUUUGGGGGAGCAUGCGCAACGCCUGGUAAGUCGCAGGUUGGGUCAGUAAUGUCGGAUGGCGGUGAUGUGUUCUACUCGGGCGCAGCGACGGGGCCAUGUUGCGCAGGGGUAAGCACGCCGUGGGCGUAGGCUGGCGGCACGUGUGUGCACGUGGGCAUUCAGUGCUCAGGUGGUGGCGUCGCAGCGAAGUUUAGGGCCACGAGGUGCAACAAUAGCCGGGGGGGGUCUGGAGGUUGACUGUCAAUAACGCGUGCAAGUUUGGAAUUGCAUGCCUGCCUGCGCGUUGGACUGUUUGUAGAGUAUGCCUGCAUUCAUGCCAAUUGCAGUAAUGUCUUCGAUCGAUUGAAGCUGUGCUUUGCAUUCCCAUGACGGCCACGACGGUCCUGCUGCGGGUGUGUUGCUGAGUGAAUGUGCCGCACGGCGAGUUGUGUGCAGGAGGGAUGCAGGCGCUGUGCAGCUGUGGUAGCCCGGGAGCAGGGGUGGUAUCUUGUUUUCAGGGCAAUGUCUAGGCUCAGACAAAAACGGCCGGGUGGCCGCCGUCUUUUGUCUGGGCACAUGGCGGUUUGGGGGCUUCUCCAUAGGAAUUCGGACAAAAGCCGCCCCAAAACCGGGCGAACAAUGUCUUGACUCAGACAUUAGUCCCCAGGAGGAAUGUCUAGGAAACGGCCAAAAUGGCCAAUUAAUGUCUGGAGACAUUAAGAUAGGAGCCCUGCCCGGGAGGUUGCGCGGCAAGGGGACUGCGGGCAGCGUCCCCCAUCUUACAUGCCCCCAUGGUGUACUAGGGCCAUCCGUGGCUCUCGCCAUCAUGGGAGCGCAUGUACCUAAUGUAACGUCCCAGCUCC
This is a messenger RNA of Chlamydomonas reinhardtii, 7771 nucleotides long. RefSeq lists its product as uncharacterized. Bases 192 to 6179 code for a protein of 1995 amino acids. The record is from RefSeq and is a predicted model, not a curated record. NCBI's taxonomy places the organism in Eukaryota, Viridiplantae, Chlorophyta, Chlorophyceae, Chlamydomonadales, Chlamydomonadaceae. The transcript has 5 exons.